CGAUCUGCCUUGCUCUGCUCCUCACCACCGGCUGCUCUUGCUUUGUGGGGGCGAAUUGCUUUGAUUUUUAGGUAAGAAAUAGCCAUGAUUUCAUCCUUUUAGCUUUGAUUUAAGUUGGGCUCCUUUAAUUUUGGGUUAAACCGUGAGUCCCCUGCAGAAUUUUCCUUACAAAUUCCCGCCGGCAACUCCCCCCUGCAGCUCCAGUUUCUACAACUGGAGAAUUAUGAAGGAAAUGUUUCUGUGGCAAAUCUCCCUAUGGCCACAUCUGCUUCAACUCUUGGAAAAGAGCCAAUGUCGUCUUCACCACCAAAUCUGACUAUUGUUGGAGCUUCUGGGACAAAACCAUUUGUUCUAAAUGUUGGUGUUGCUACAGUUCAGUCUAAUGAUCAAGUAGAGACUCAAGUUGUCAAGUCAAUCACAGAGGAUGAAGACAAGGCAAUUAAAGCAAAGGCAAGAUGUGAAUAUCACAGUGGAGGUGUUGGGCAUGACCUUGAAAAUUGUCUGGCUUUAAGGCAUCAUGUUCAAGAUUUGAUAGAGGCAAAAGAGUUACAGAUUGCAUCAGAACCUGAAGUUGUUGGUCCAAAUAUCACUAAAAACCCCCUACCAACACACAAUGGUUCAACAAUCAAUAUGAUCGAGAAGGAUUUUGAGGAAGGUCAAGAGGUGGCUGCAGUUACUCUCACCAAUCAAGUUUCAUCAACUCCUAGAUAGCCUUUAAUAUUGAAGGGGCCAACGCUUACAGUUUUACUCAAACAAGGUUGAUCUUAGAACUGCUACUGAUGAGGGCAUUAAUAAGUGAACAAUGGAGUCCAUCAUGUUAGUUUUCAUUUGCAUUUUCCAAACUCCUUUCAUAUUGCAAUUUGAAUCUUUGUUCUUCAUGUUUUAAUUCAUAGUUAUUCAAUUCUUGAUUUUAUACUUCCAUGAGUUGCAUUGUUAAUGAACUUGAAUUCAAUUU
Messenger RNA from Rubroshorea leprosula, 955 nucleotides. The record is from the annotation of a GenBank genome assembly. Lineage: Eukaryota; Viridiplantae; Streptophyta; Magnoliopsida; Malvales; Dipterocarpaceae.